UUUACGUUGUUACUCGUUGUAUGCUGAUUUCUACUGGACCGGCUUCAUAAACUGCACACUUAACGAACAGGCAUUGCGAACACCGACAUGGCCGCUGCUGUCCCGAACUCAGAGGACGCAGGCAGAAGCAGUGGUCCGACCACGGCCAGCGUUCUAGCGGGGGACGGGGAGUCUGAGGAGGCAGAGGAGUUCGCGUCUGCAACCCACUGCUCAGAGCUCUCCCGCCGGCAGAACGAGCAGCGGAAGCUCGGGCUCUUCUGUGACGUGACUCUGGCAUUCAGCAGCGCGACCAGUAGUGACUUCGAGUUCACAGCGCACCGCUCCGUCCUAGCCGCGGCAACCGACUACUUUACGCCGCUACUAGGGGGACAGUUUUCGGAGUCGGUUUCGCGGCGGGUGGAGAUGAAGGAGUGGAGCAGCGAGGCAGGCCUCGACCGAGAAACGGUAGAGAGCGUCAUCCAGUUCAUGUACACGGGCGAGAUCCGUGUAAGCACCGCGAACGUACAUGAGGUUUUGGAGCUGGCAGACAGGUUUUUGCUGGUGCAGUUGAAAGACUUUUGUGGGGAGUUUCUGAAGAGGAAGCUUAGCUUAGGCAAUUGCGUGGCUGUCCAUAGCUUGGCACACAUGUAUACUUUGGAUCAGCUGGCCUUGCGUGCUGCUGACAUGAUAAGGCGCAACUUCCACAAAGUAAUCCAAGAUGAGGAAUUUUACACACUACCAUUCCACCUGGUCAGAGACUGGCUGUCUGACGCAGAGAUUACAGUUGACUCAGAAGAGAUUCUGUUUGAUGCUGUGGUCAAAUGGGUUCAAAAGAACUCAGAAGAGCGUGAGAAGUAUUUUGAAGAGCUCUUCCGCCUCCUCCGCUUGUCACAGAUUAAGCCAACCUAUCUUACAAGAAUUGUGAAAAAUGAACCUUUGGUGAUACAAAAUGUGGCCUGCCUACAGCUUGUUUCAGAGGCUGUGGAGGGUCAUGCUAUCCGCUUUGAGAACCUCAAAUCCACUGAUACAGAGUUCUGUGCUUCGUACAUGGCCACCUUCCAGCCAAGGUUUGGCCAGAACAUGGAUGUCAUAAUGGUGGUUGGUGGUGUGUCUGAGGGAGGUGACUACCUAAGUGAGUGCGUAGGUUAUUUUGUGUACGAGGAUCGAUGGAUCAAUCUGCCACACAUUCACAACCACUUAGAUGGUCAUGCUAUUGCAGUUACUGAUAUGCAUGUCUAUGUGGCAGGGUCAAUGGAACCAGGAUUUGCCAAGACUGUGGAACGCUACAAUCCAAUUCGCAAUACCUGGGAACAAGUGAGCAAUCUUACCACACGUAAGCAUUCCUUUGGACUCACAUGCAUCAAAAAUGUUCUAUAUAGCAUUGGUGGACAUGGCAACUUCAGCCCUGGAUUCAAAGAUGUGAGUGUCUAUGAGCCUGAACAGGACAAAUGGCACAACUUAGAGUCAGCCCCCAAAAUUUUGAGAGAUGUCAAGGCCAUUAGUGUUGAAGAUCGAUAUGUUUAUGUCACGGCACGAACACCUGUAGACACUGACAGUGAUGACGGAUUGAAAACCGUCACUACUCGUUAUGACACUGACAGUCGGCAAUGGCAAGAGGUGGACUCCCUACCACUUAUUGAUAACUACUGCUUGUUUCAAAUGGCUGUAGCAUCCACUAACUUUUACCAUACUGCUUCCUGCUGUCCCAAGAGCUACACCAAUGUACGGGACGAUGUAGCUAGACAGAAAAUUAGCACAAGGAUCUCCGAUGAUAUUCUUGAGAGCCUUCCCCCAGAGGUUACUAGUAUUGAGGGUGCUGCUAUCUGCUAUCUUGGUGAUGAUGUGUUUGUAAUUGGUGGCUGGAAGAACAGUGAUGAUGUGGAUAAGCAGUAUCGCAAAGAGGCAUAUCGUUAUUGUGCUGAACGCAAGCGUUGGAUGCUUCUGCCACCCAUGCCCCAACCACGCUGCCGUGCAACAGCAUGCCACGUGCGCAUUCCCUAUCGGUUUCUUUAUGGGUGCCAGCGAUAUCCAAUGCCACAAAAUUUGGCACGGCAGAGGGAUCGCAUGCAACAAAUGCAGCAGUUACAUCGUCGGACAUUAACCCUGCGCAGGCAGCUACAAUCACAAAUUGAAUGCUGAAAGUCUUUAAAUCUCCACUGGGAGAGGUGCUGAAAUUAAGAAAACAUUAUGUCAUUAACAUUCCCUUUAUCCUGUUCUUCAGUGUGUUAUUUGUAUGUGUUGUGACUUUUGUCACAGAGGGUGUGCUUAAAUUGGAUAAAGAUGAUAAAGAGAAUGUGACUUAAAUGGAAUUGUAUGAAAAAUGGAUACAUCUUUACGUAGGGCUAAGCAAUAUGUACUUGCAUAUAACUGAUGUUGUGUUAACCCAUGUUGUCAACCAUAUCCUUAGCUUUGCAGAAUAUAGAGUGUUUAGUUUCAUGUCUACACUCUUAAAAAUAAAGGUGAUUCCCAGUGCCAUAUAAUAACCUUUUGAAUGAUUCUAUAAAGAACCUUUAACACAAAAGCUCUAAUAAAGCACACCUGAACAACUAAUCAAGGUCUAAAGAGUCACCUGUUUUAUCAGGGUUGGAACUAAAAUCUGCAUGACAUCGCCACUCCAGAACCGACGUUGCCUACCCCUGCUUUAGAUUCUAAAGCAAAAAAGCUUUUUUAAAAAACCUUUGGCUAAAUGGUUCUUUGAGGAACCAAAAUGGUUCUUCUAUGGCAUCACUGUAAAGAACCUUUUAAGCACCUUUAUUUUAAAGAGUGUAGCCUGUUUCACUCAUGGUUACUCUUUAGUUUUCUUCAGAUGUUGCUAGGAAAUGCACACAUGUAGACGUUAUGUGAUAGUAUUGAUUAAUUUAACAGCAUGAGUAAAAAUGUUCCAAGGUCAACAUUGUUGUUUACAGAUUUUACCGUGAUCAGUUUAAUAUCUUUUUAUUACUCAGCCCUAUUUUCAUGUCAAAUGCCAUUUCUUGGCCUUAAGCUGGUAUGCGCUUGCCUUGUCAAUAUGCUGCAACUGCCAACAGUGGAAAUUAUUUCAUCUUUUAGUGUUGCUGGUUUUUUUUUUUCAAAGUGGGGGUCCCAUCCUAGUGUUAUUCAACAUAGCAACAAAUCAGCACUUGCAAAAUUGGCACAAAGGUAAACACUUAAUUAUGUUUUCUUUCUAAAUUCUUUGUUGUAAUACUUUGCAAUUGUUUUAAAGAAGGAAUGCAAUACAAUUACAGUCCAUUUAAAGAAUGUAUUUGAUAUCUGCAUUGAUCACAGCUUCAGUAACUAUAGCCACUCAAUAUCAGCACUAUGCCUCAACUUAAUAAUUUUUUUUUUUUUUUAAUUUAUUAUUAUUGAGAUUUUUCUACUUUGAAAGCACAAGAAAUUACAAUGUCAUAUGUUAAUGACCUUUAUUAUUAAAUGAAUAGUUCUCCAAAAAACAAAUUCACAUGUGAUUUACUCACCUUUAUGCCAUCCCAGGUGUAUGAGAUUUAGUUUUUUAGCCAAAUGUUACAAAAAUAUUUUAUAAAACACGCAGUCUCAGAAAACAAAAUGUUGACAACCGAAAGAGCACAUCUGAAGUAAAAAUAUAUUCUUUAUGUAAUUUAAAUUGAAGACAAAUUACCAUUUAGAUCAAAUAUUGUGUAUUAUUUAUUUUUGGAACACACAUUUAAGAUAUUGUUAUUGAAAUCCCAGAGCUUGGACUGACAGCAAUCCAACUACCAUGUUUAAGGCCCAGAGAGGCAGUAAAAAUAAUAGUCCUGUUGUUAAAAUGUGUCUGCAAUGGUUUAUUCUCCAUUUCAUGAGCAAAAAACAAGCAAACACUUUUACAUUACACAUUUUCAUCUAUUUUGUGUCAGUUUCCAAUGGGCAUUCACACGCGUGUAGGGAACUCUGACGUCCAGCACCGCACAUGCCUCGUGUAAACCAGCUCCUGUGUUGAGCACAAUGAAGGUCCAAUGUUACUCCUAUAAAACGAGGUACUUAUUAUUGAACCAAACUAAAUAUCAGAUUACAACUUGUCCAUAGAUGGUUGCACUGUUGUGCCGUCUUCUGCUGUCAAGAAACUAGAUGUGAUGUUUGAUAGCAUCAAUAGUCAUAUUUCCAACACGUGCCCCCCAGCAUUCUUCUAUCUUAAAACUACGACAUCUGCUAUCCAGUGUUGGGAACGUUACUUUAAAAAAGUAAUUAGUUAUAGUUACUAAUUACUUCUCACAAAUAGUAACUGAGUUAGUAACUGUGUUACAUCAUAAUAAAAGUCACUAAUUACAAGGGAAGUAAUUACUGCGUUACUUAAAAAUUUUUUAAUAUUUCAAAUAACUUGGAUGCCCCUUAAAAUUAAAUAUGUUAAAUGAACAAAAUGGAUACUAAAGAGAAACCACUAAUUUUGUGGAAGCAUGUGAUGUGAGGUGCUUUAUUAGAUCAGAAUUACUUGCCACAGACGUGGAGAGACUUUUCUUCCUGGGCAUAAUUUGCACAUUACACAAACAUUCUUGCCUUUCACAUCAACAAUGGAAAAGUAGUGCUUAUUACACUUCGUGUUUGCAACCGCUACACCUUUAAGCUCAUUGUAUUUGCCAUCGCCCUGUCGCUGGUGUGUUCUGAGUGAUUGCUGCGCGAUGACUGGGCUGCCUGUCAGUGCUUCGUUUGAGAUGGGGCACAGCAGCAGCAGCCGCUGCUCGUUGAGAAGAGAGAACGACGCGUGUUUUCAUUCAUCAGUCUACAAAAGUCUUCAACCACGCCAGAAAAGAUCGCUAGAUUUGUCCUAUAAAGUCGCUAAAGUGAUAGAAAGUUGCUAAAUCUAGCGACUCAGUGACCAAGUUGCUCAGACUUGUUUACACUGCUCGGAUUCAGACUGUGCGUGCUUGCCUUGUGCGUGAACUCUGCCACUGGUUGGCUAACGCUGGAAGUUAAGCCAAUCAUCAUCAGCUAUGUGGUUGUCCCACCCCCUCUAACACGCGCACACCAAUCAUCAUCAGUUAUGUUUCUCCCAACACACACACAAGAGAAAAACUGUGUCUGGCUGAGAGAGCGAGCAUACACGGGUGAAAAUCACUUCAGUGAGUUUAAUUUUAGUAAUGCGCAUCAUUUUAAUGUAAGUAACGAUAACGGCGUUAUAACGGGGGAAACAGUAAUUUAUUUGAUUACUCGUUAGUGAAAAAAAUAACUCCGUUAGUAACGCCGAUUACUUAUAACGCCGUUAUUCCAAUCACUGCUGCUAUCUAUGUCAGAUGCUGAGAAGCUUAUCCACACGUUCUCCUGAGUUGGCUUUGUAACUCAUUACUGCACUGUAAAAAAUAAAAUGCUGGAUUUACUUAAAGGGGACAUAGACUGAUUGAACGGGGUAUUAUCCUUGUUCUGUGAUGUGACAUGUAGACAAAUAUUUUUUGUUAAGGUCUGUAAUGCCUUAGAAGCUUCCUAAAAACCUCUCCCAGAUAGCUCUAUUAGUGUGGUGGAUUUUAAACAAGUGGUUUUGCACCUAUUUGGCUCCCCCUACUGGCUUAACUUGCAAUCUCAUUACUGAUUGGCUGACUUUGCUGCCACUCAAAAAAUGUAGCCAAUUAUUUUAAAGUGGAGGGGCAGUGAGAUGCCUGUGAUGUCAUAAGCAUCAGUUUUUCAGAUUGGGCUGUUUUCUGGCUGACAUUUCUAAAAGAGGAAUUUCUAUGAGACUGAGAUGUUUAGCAUGUCUAGCACUUUUUGUAUGUUCAUGAA
This is a messenger RNA of Paramisgurnus dabryanus, 5679 nucleotides long. It is a transcript of the gene klhl11, whose product is annotated as kelch-like family member 11. The record is from RefSeq and is a predicted model, not a curated record. Gene Ontology annotation, molecular function: protein binding. NCBI's taxonomy places the organism in Eukaryota, Metazoa, Chordata, Actinopteri, Cypriniformes, Cobitidae.